Xylaria bambusicola is the source of this 2664-nucleotide messenger RNA. RefSeq lists its product as uncharacterized. The record is from RefSeq and is a predicted model, not a curated record. The coding region runs from base 659 to 2260 and encodes 533 amino acids. Gene Ontology annotation, biological process: regulation of DNA-templated transcription. Gene Ontology annotation, molecular function: DNA-binding transcription factor activity, RNA polymerase II-specific; zinc ion binding. Lineage: Eukaryota; Fungi; Ascomycota; Sordariomycetes; Xylariales; Xylariaceae. The transcript has a single exon.
CACCCUACUUACGCAAUACGUAUCGACCUAGGCCCAAAAUAAGAAUGCAUGAUUUCCCGUUCAGGCAGUCGUGUAGUCUGCUGCAGAACGCAUCACAUACCGGCUCUAGCUAUGCAGUGCAUUCUCUUUUGCUCCGGCUCAAGUGCGUGAGCACAGCUGAAGGAGGAGGAUCCCGAGCGGAAAUUCGUAGGCAAUGCAAUGAUUGGGUCUUACACAGAAGCACCGCAAUAGUGAGGUAACGUCGUGCGCACACCUUCCCUUUGUAAGGGCAGUAUUACCGAGUUAUGGAGAUAAGCAUCGGCUUUGAAGCCAAAACAGCCAAUAAUUCCUGCAGGUAUAAUCCAUGCUCUGCUUAUGUACUCUAAAUACCACAACUAAACUGAACUGCCGAUCAUAGGAUCCACGAGUGUGAUCCUUCUGCGUUGUAGUGCUUCUGCUCCGUAGCUCUCCUGCAGCAUCCUUCAGUAGCUACCCUUGUACAGUCAUCUUGCUGCAGUCAUCCCCGUCAUCUCAUUGGCAAAAUCUGUUUAUCAGAGCAAACACAUGUAUAGUAUAUAAAUCUUUCGAGGUUGGCCAUCUUUGUAAUCCUCAUUGAUGUUCGUCUUAUGACAUUUAUGCUCUUGUUUGUACUUACUCCCUCGUGGUGGUAUAAUUUUAAAUGAGCCCUCUUUCGUGGUGCAUAGGACCCUGUACUAUCUUCAACUCCCUGAAUACCGCCACAAUGCACAGGGUAAGCCCCAGACGGAGUGCCUGCGACCGUUGCAGGAGCCACAAGCUUCGAUGCGUGAGGCUCGACCAAAACCCGAACGGAGCCUCUAUUGCAAGCAACCCAGAGUCUCUGAUGCCGUGCCAACGAUGUUUGAAGGCCGGCGCUGAGUGUGUUGCUACCGCACACUUGACCGCGAAAUCCACAGGAGACAACCACCCUGCACGCCAUGUUUCGACCUCCUCCAGCCACUCCGCCUCACCAUAUCAACAACGGUCACCUGCCGCCGACCGACAACUCAACGACUUCUCUAUCGAAAUGCCCCCACAAUCAGGCCCACAGGCGAAGAGGAAAAAUAGUGGCGACCCAAGACCUAGCAAAGACGCCUCACCUCCUUGGGCCCCCACCUCGCUCCUCUCGCCACCCGCUAGUGACAAGUCCCAGAGAUCAAGUCACGCUUCGUUUCUCGAUAUCGAAAAAGUAGGCUUAGAAAGCCGUGAAUUUGGCCCAAUGUCCAGCCUAUUGCCCAAUAAUGCGGGCACAUCCGCCCAUAUGCUACACUACGCGCCGCCGGCGGACCCAAUCGUAUCUUCGAACUACUUUGGCACGUCGACGAACAUGGUUGUAGAUCAGAAUUUGCGUGAGCAGCCAAUGGACUUAGCAGGGUCCAGCACAGAAGACUGCCUACACCGUCUCUCACAGCUCAGCUCAAAGCUUUUAGUAGACUUUGGUAAAAGCAACUCCUCUAACAACAUGGGGGAUAUGAUGAACUUCUUGUCACCUCCCAACAGCACGCCGACAUGGCACCAGGAUGGUACCAGCGGCAUGACGACCAAUUAUCUCAGCAACACAGUCAGCAAGCUUUUCGAAAGUUUACAAGUAUUCUUAGAGACCGUUGAGCACUUGCGUCCCAGCCCAGCAUCGUCUGCGGCCUCAGAAUGUUCAUAUUCGGACCACUGGGACGAACCGGAAUUUGUCAGCACAUCAGAUGAUAGCCAGAUUUUCCACAACGCCAUAACAGUGGAUCCCAUGCACGGCUCGUCAGAAACGCACACAAGCGCAGCAGACAGCGCAAGUGCCUUAGACAUGCCGGCCACCAUGACUAUACUUACGUGCUACACCUGGCUCUUGAAGGGAUAUGAGAUGGUUCUCUCAGGGAUUGAAGAGACGCUUGCAACGCAGGGACGCCUGCAUGGCUUGAAAACGCUGCCAUCUAUAUUUCCCGGACCGGGGCUCGGGACCUUCGCAUUGGAGAACAACCCAGACAUGCAAAUCGAGAUCGUGAUACACAUUGGGUCGCAGAUGCUGCACCGCAUAGAGGGCAUACUGGGAAUCCACGUAGUAUCAGAAGGCUGCAGCAUCUCGGGCGGGCUGGCGGAUAGGCGCGAGAUCCUCGACACAAGCUCGGCAGCAGCGCUGCUGAACAUCUGGUUUGCCAAAGGCAGCCAGGGCGAGAACAGCCCCGGCGACCCCUACGGAAGCAGAAGGAUGCAGAUUAACCAUACGAUAGACAGCAUACGAAGACAAUUGAGAGAGUACUGGAGAGGAAGGUAGCUUCCAUAUAGCAUGAUGACGACAGGGCUCCAUAGACGCACUUACUUAGUUCAAGCACACGGGGUCUAGGCAUGCAUGCAGCGGCUCGCGUUCGAGCGUGCGUGCGUGCGUGCAACCCGUUAGAUAGCACCUGUUUGUCACAAAUGAAGCCAUCUUUCAAAAAAAGAAAAGAAUGCAACCCUGUAUCGACGUAUCUGUGCCACAUUGAUCCAGCCUCACACGUGUAUUCUGCGCGCAUUGUUGCCGGGGAGUCGGACGUGGGGUUGGGAUUUGGACGGUUUUUCGACCAACGAUGGCAUCAUGUGAAGUCGUUAUUUCCAGCCGCUGUAGACCCCAUACUUAGUCACGUGAUGCACGAUUCGGCUCCGAGGGCUCUGCGAUCGUCCUUCAGCUCACGGCAUGCG